UAUUUACUUCCUUAUUGCUCUCUUUUCCCGUUGAUUUACUUUAAUUGCACGUUUUUCAUUAAUCGUAAUCUUAAAUAAUAAUCAUUCAACUGUUCGUUCAAUGUGUAUCAGUACUAAGAAUCUAGGGUUUUAUAUGCUUAUACGUAAUUUGGGGUUUUCGUUUCGAUCAACUAUAAUAUGAUUGUUUUGAUUUGCUCGUAUGAGAGUUUGCUGUAACUUCAUAAUGGAUUGAUCCUAUCUUAUUCUGCGAAAUUGGGGUUCGGGUUUUGUAUACUCUAAUUUUCGCAACUUGUCCGCUCCUUUUCGUGGAGUAGUCAUAUUUGUCUUUAUUGCUGAAUUAUUUAUGAAUAUAUGUCAGGAUUAAGAAUGCAUUCUACAACUUUGGUUUAGAAACCCAGCAGGAAGAGUUGGAGGCAUUGUGGUUAUCAUUAAUGAUAGGAAAUUGGGAAAAACUAAAAGAAGACUGCUGUUGCAUUGUCCUAACCUUUCAGUGACUAAACUGUAAUUCCUACUUUUUUUUAAGGAUGCUUCGUUUGACUUUGUGGUUAUUGUGCAUAUUCAUUUUUCCGCUUUGAAAUUUGUGGUGAAAUUUGAUAAUUCUUUAGUAUUUUUGUUCCCCCUGUAGUACUGUGUAGGUUUUGUCUUGUACCCUUUGUUGUGUCAUGCUUAUAUGUCGCGGAAUGGUGUACUGCUGACGAUUCAAAUGUUUCUAUCUUCUUCCAGAUCUAUUGGGAAUCAACAUCUUAUGUACUUUUAGAAGUUUAACUUUUACAGACGAAUUCUUACAGAAAAUUAGAUUCACUUCUCUGCUUUAUGUGAUUGGUAUUUACCUUGGAUAACAUUUAUACUAGAAUCUGAUGUUGGAAUUCGGCGCUUCUUUAAAUAUAUCAACUAGCAUCUUUUUAAAGUGAUCCUGGUGAAAUAGCAUGUGGCUAGUCUCUGUCUAGUGAUUGCUUAGGAGUAAGAAAUAUGAAAUAUGGAAUAGUUCUGACUAUGCCAUAAAUAAUAUUCACCUAAUGACUGACUAUUGGUCCGAUUGAAUACAUUAUUAUCUUUUGCAUUAUAUAUUUUACUGCGAUUUCCACCCUCAUUGUGGUAUGGUCUCAGAGAUAUUUCUGGCUUACAUGAAAUGCAAUGUUCUCCUAGUCAUCAGCAAGCUCCAAUUUACAACUAUACUAAUCUUUAGCAUUUGUUGUACCAGAAAACGUAUGCUUCUAUGGUAUAAGUUUCUGCAUCUGAAUAGGAAACAAUUAUACUGCCUGAGAUAGGGUCUGUUCCAGUGGAUUUUGCAAUAAUGGAUCGUGGAAAAAGGCCAGGCCGAUCGCUUACUGCACGAAAUAAUCAGAUUUAUAUGGAUCUUAAGGACAUCGUCAGGGAACAUGCCCUUCCCUUCCUGCCUGCCAAAUCACUUUUCAGAUUCACCACUGUUUGUAGGGACUGGAGACUCCAGAUUUCCUCUCCAUUUUUCGCCCACAAUCAGUCACUUUCCUGUCGCAGUACAUCAGGCCUCUUUCUCCAGACUCCUGGUGGUUCUUCUUCUCUCUUACCCAUCGGCGCAAACUUUUGUGGGGUUCCAGAUCCAUUCCUUAGGUUUUUGCCUGAGCCUGUCGACAUUAGGUCCUCCUCUAAUGGACUGCUUUGCUGCCAAGGUCAUGGAGUUGACAAGGCCUAUUACAUAUGUAAUCCCGUUACUCAGCAGUGGAAGAAACUUCCGAAAUCAAAUGCUAAUCAUGGAUCAGAUCCAGCAGUUGUGCUCUUAUUUGAUCCAUCGUUGCUCAACUUUGUCGUAGAGUACAAAAUUAUCUGUGCAUUCCCAUCCACAGAUUUUGGUGAGGCAACUGAGUUUGAGAUAUAUUCCUCCAAAGAGGGUUCCUGGGAAAUUGCCGGAGAGAUCUGUUUUGGAGCUAGGAGGGUUAUACCAAAAUCGGGGGUUCAUGUUAAUGGUGUUGUUUACUGGAUGACAACUGGUAGUAUUCUUGCUUUUGAUCUAACCAAAGAGAGGUCACAGCUCCUUCAAGACUAUGUCGCUCGUGGGAUUUUGGGGGCUUUUAGUGGAAAGCUCUGUAAGGCUAAUGUCUCUGGUAAUUCAAUCAUUGUAUACAUUUUGGCUAAUGCCCAUUCAAAUACGAUGCAAAUGGGAAGCAAUACCAGAAUGUGGUCAGAGAAACAGCGGAUUGUUCUUGACAGUAAAAUUGUUGGGGAUGUAGCAAGGGACUACUCGGUCUUACAUGUUGAUGGUGAUUUAAUGGUGGUUCAUAGCGGGGAAAGAGUGUAUUCAUAUGACUUCAAGUCCCGUGCAACAAAAGUUCUGAGCAAUGUAUCCGACAUUUAUAAUAUGCGAUGCUUGCCCUAUGUGAACAACCUAGUCUCUCUCUAAUCUGCCUUGGCUGCUGUAGAAGGUUCUUUGUUUGGAGCUGCAACCAGCCUAUUGGGGAACACAAGCUGUCUUUUCAGAAGAAUGCUUGUCCUGAGGGAAUAAUAUUUUUGGUGUUGUGUUGCAGUCUCUUAUAAACAGCAUUGGCCCUUCUCUAUUUAUUAGACUAGUUUUCUUAUUAGUAACUUAUUAGAAUUACAGCUUGUGGACUACUAUCUUAGUAGAUCUUAUUCAAACUCAGUGACUACUACUUUCUUGUCUGUGCUAACUUUUAUGCUCUCUAA
Messenger RNA from Nicotiana tabacum (common tobacco), 2658 nucleotides. NCBI's taxonomy places the organism in Eukaryota, Viridiplantae, Streptophyta, Magnoliopsida, Solanales, Solanaceae. The record is from RefSeq and is a predicted model, not a curated record.